AUGCCAGAAAUCGCCACUGGGCCCCAAGUUCCACGUCGGGUCGCUAAGCGGAAAGGGACCACUCGCGAACGGACAGGAUGCUUGACAUGUCGACAACGGAAAAAGCGAUGCGAUUUAGGCUAUCCUGUCUGCGCACAUUGCGUCAGACUGAACUACAAGUGUAAAUGGGAAGAGCCCAGACCUUUAGUUCAGGAAAACACACUCUCCACAGAGCAAGUGUCAAAUCAACCAGUCAACACUCCUUUCCGGCUCUCGCAAGUACCUGAUCCUAUCCUCUUUUGGGUAGAUGAUCACUCCGAUAAUACCUCGCGCUCAAGUCGCCGCCAUUUCCUUCGGUACUAUGCACAGACCUUCACUCAUAUGCUCACUACAAACAUUGAGAAUAAUUCUUUCUUAUCUGUCUUUCUUCCAAUGGCAAUGCAUGACUCCGCACUGCUAAACGCUUUAAUUGCGUGGUCGUCAUCUCACCUUUCAUUACGAGACCCCGCGUUCCACCAAGUCGCCAUGCAAAAUAGGGGCAUGGCCAUGCGGGAUUUGCGCCUCUCGCUUGAAUCUAGUCCGAAGAAUGCAGAGACUAAUCUCGCCAUUACGUUAGUUCUCUGCUCCAUGGAGAGUAUCAUGGCCGAUAACGACAGGGCCUGGUAUCUACAUCUCAUGGGUGCUGCAGGGAUCAUUUCAUCUCAGAUUUGCAUGGAUAUGGCCCCAGAUGAAACGAAUUUCUCCAACAUUCUUCAGUCUUUCGAAGACGCUCACACAGGACGGUGGCUUUUGCGCAACUUCGCCUACCAUGACAUACUAAUGGCAGUAGCUCUAGAUAGGGAGCCUUUGCUGCCUUCAUAUCGUUUCGUGCAGCUUGAUGAAGGGCCGGUGGCUGAUUCUUACUUUGGGCUGGCUUCUGAAAUCAUGACCAUCCUUUACCUUAUCGCUUCUCUCAACGAAAGGGUCAAAUCUAUGCAUGAUGACGACGUGGAUCUCAUAUAUGCCAAUGCAUCAAAAUCAGAUGCAUAUAACAACUUCCAUCCGCACAUGGCUCCCCAGCCAUCUCUAUCCGAGAUAAAUACCACGUUCACAUCUCUUGAGCUUCGGCUGCGGGAAUGGGUGUGCCCUCCGUCGAAUGAUGAAUCCCUGAUUCUCUUGGCAGAAUCAUACCGCAGCUCGGCUCUCUUAUACCUAUACCGGGUCAUGCGUCGUGGCUUUCCAAGCGUGGAAGAAAGCCUACCGCACAAAACUGCGCACGAAGUCGCCACAGUGGUGACCAACAUUGACAAAAUGCCCACUCGAAGCCUCCCCGAAUGUACAUUACUUUUCCCACUUUUCCUUGCCGGCGGCGAAGCAUCAAAAGAGACACAUAUCAAGAGCAUUCGUCACAAAAUGCUCGAUAUGAUUGAGUCUCGCAGGUUCCGGAAUGUAGAAGUGGCCCUGUCGGUUCUCGAGAAGCUUUGGCGACUGAACCUCGAGAGGAAAACAACACACACUACAAAAGGACCGGUCGAUUGGCUUGAUAUUAUCCUGCAAGAUGGAAUAAUACUCUCAUUAACUUAG
Messenger RNA from Penicillium olsonii, 1542 nucleotides. NCBI's taxonomy places the organism in Eukaryota, Fungi, Ascomycota, Eurotiomycetes, Eurotiales, Aspergillaceae. The record is from the annotation of a GenBank genome assembly.